AUGGCCAUGGCAGGAAGUGGAGUUGGCUUUACAAGGUGGUUCACACAGUGUAUUUCCAACCUCCAGGUGAGCACUAAAUGCAGGAGCCUCUGGUGGGAGGCUCUAAACGCUUUUGAUGGAAUUCGUACCUAUUAUGACUCCAUAUAUGCAGAACACCCAGACCUGGUGGUGACUCGGGCACUGAUGAUCACAGCCGACAUUCUAGCUGGCUUUGGAUUCAUCACCCUCCUCCUUGGACUUGACUGUGUGAAGUUCCUACCGGAUGAGCCACACAUUAAAGUCCGCCUCUGCUUUGUUGCAGGGACCGUAUUACUCAUCGCAGGUACCCCGGGAAUCAUCGGUUCUGUGUGGUAUGCUGUGGAUGUUUACGUCGAGCGCUCCUCUCUCGUUUUACACAAUAUAUUUCUUGGGAUCCAAUAUAAAUUCGGUUGGUCCUGCUGGCUCGGAAUGGCUGGGUCUUUGGGUUGUUUUUUGGCUGGAGCUCUCCUCACCUGCUGUUUGUACCUCUUCAAAGAUGUUGGACCUGAGAGGAACUACCCUUAUGCCAUGAGGAAGCGCUAUUCAACUGCAGGUGUUUCCAUGGCCAAAUCCUACAAGGCCCCUCGGACAGAGACAGCCAAAAUGUAUGCUGUAGACACGAGAGUGUAA
Messenger RNA from Rattus rattus (black rat), 648 nucleotides. It is a transcript of the gene Cldn16, whose product is annotated as claudin 16. The record is from RefSeq and is a predicted model, not a curated record. Gene Ontology annotation, molecular function: structural molecule activity. Gene Ontology annotation, cellular component: plasma membrane; bicellular tight junction. Lineage: Eukaryota; Metazoa; Chordata; Mammalia; Rodentia; Muridae. Gene Ontology annotation, biological process: bicellular tight junction assembly; cell adhesion.